Molecule: messenger RNA, 3541 nt
Organism: Columba livia (rock pigeon)
Lineage: Eukaryota; Metazoa; Chordata; Aves; Columbiformes; Columbidae
Product: mitochondrial amidoxime reducing component 2
Exons: 7
Coding region: 16-1032 (338 amino acids)
Biological process (GO): nitrate metabolic process
Cellular component (GO): mitochondrial inner membrane
Molecular function (GO): molybdenum ion binding; nitrate reductase activity; molybdopterin cofactor binding
Source: RefSeq, a predicted model, not a curated record
UGGGGACAGGUCGCCAUGAGCGGGGCGCAGGGCGCGUUGGGCCUGUCGCUGCAGGCGGCGCGGCCGCGCUGGCUGUGGGGGGCGGCGGCGGGGCUGCUGCUGGCGCUGGGCGCCGUGCUGGGCGCCUGGCGCUGGAGGAGGGGGGCUGGGCGCCGCCGCCGAUUCCGCCUGCAGCGGGUGGGGACGGUGUUGAAGCUCUACGUGUACCCCGUGAAGUCGUUCCGGGGGCUGACGGUGCCGCAGGCGCGGGUGACGCUGAUGGGGCUGCAGAGCGGGGAGCUGCGGGACAGGUUUUGGCUUGUGACCAAGGAAGAUGGACACAUGGUGACAGCUCGCCAGGAGCCGCGCCUGGUCCUCAUUUCUGUGGGCUCUGAAGACGGGUGCUUGACCUUGGAGGCCCCCGAGAUGAAGAAGGUGUGCGUGCCUGUGAAGCUCCCCAGGAAAAAUCCCGUGCUGAACUGCAGAAUCUUUGGACUGGAUAUCCAGGGCAGGGACUGUGGAGAUGAAGUGGCUCAGUGGAUCAGCACUUUCCUGAAUUCAGGGCCGUAUCGACUGGUGCACUUUGAGCCCUCCAUGGUGCCAAGAAAGUCCAAGGACAUCAUAAACCUUUUCCGAACCACAGAUGAGGUUGCCUAUCCUGACUGUAGCCCAGCCUUGAUAAUCUCAGAAGCUUCAAUGGAAGAUCUAAAUACCAGGCUGGAGAAGAAAGUUAAGGUAGAGAAUUUCCGACCAAAUAUUCUUGUGGCAGAUUGCGGUGCUUUUGAGGAGGACACCUGGGAGGAUAUUCUUAUUGGCGAUGUAGAGCUGAAAGGGACAGUGUGUUGUGCCAGGUGUAUUUUAACAACUGUUAACCCAGACACUGGGGUCCUCGACAGGAAGGAGCCCCUGGAAACAUUAAAAAGUUACCGCUUAUGUGAUCCAUCUGAGCGACACAUAUACAAAUCCAGCCCUCUCUUUGGAAAAUACUUUGCCGUUGACAAAACUGGAACGAUUCGAGUUGGAGAUCCUGUGUACAAGAUAAUCCAGGAGUGAGAGAGAUUUUGAUCGGAAGACUCCUUUCACUUUGAUAUGCAAAUUGUUUUCCCAUGAUCAUGUUCACCAGCUUAACUUUUUCUUAUUCCUUGCAAUAUUUUUUGUGCUAUGUUCCUUUGUAAGGUGCAGGAGAUUCUUUGAGACUAUGAAGUGCCAAUGAUUUCAGAUCAUGUAAUCUACUAGCAUGCCUGUAGCAAGCACAUCUUUAGUUUUUUGGAGGCUGUAACAGAAGAAACUCUAAUCCAAGAUAGACUUCACAGCACUACUAAGAGUAUCACACCUUGUAAAAUUUUAUGUCAAGCUUGAUAUCAGAGUCCAAAAUCAUGUGCGAGGACUUUGCGUGGUGUAUUAGAUACACUCAGUGCCUAUAAAGAGGCACAAAAGCCGUUCAUGCCAAGUGUAAAGUAAGUAUGUUGGUCACAGAGCUGCCUUUACAGGUGAACAGGGAGUGCAGAUGACAAGGCUCUGUCCUGGAUUCCAGCCUUCUUUGGUCCCAAGCAUCUUACCCUGCCUAUGUCUGGAGGUUUGCAAUGUUUCUUACCCUGCAGUCAUUUCCUGAAUAUUGCUGCUGUCUUUUGAGAUUGGAGCAGGAUCAGAAGGCAAGGGGUUUGUGAGCUGAUGAAAUGCUACUCUUAAUCUACAGGUGGGAACACUGGCUGACAGUGAGUGAGACUGGGUGUUCACUUCGUUUCUGACCUCUGCUUGAUAGAGUUUGAACCAUCAGUUUCUCCUGUGAAGCACACCAUGACAGGCUGCAGAGCAGUGAUGCAUUUGCUAAUGUAUCAGUAGAACUUCCAGUUUAACUAAAAGAGUUAAGUGUUCACUGGAUCAGAGACUUUAUGCAUGUUGGUGGAGAAGAAAAGCUAUUGGGAGCGGUCAGAUUCUGAGCCUGCCCUGUUGCAGCUGAUGUGCAGGUCAAUGCUGUAGGACUCUGUGUUCAUGCAUAGUUCCUCUCUGUCUUAGUGGCUCUCUUACUAUGGAAAGUUAGGCUGCUAAGCACACGUUUGGGAAGCUGGUUUUAAGCUGAGCAUGUUAACAUCCUUACUGGUUAUGCACCUAGAUCUCUGGUUGCCCCAGAUCCCUGCCCCUAUUCUAACCAAUAUAUCAGCCAUUUGUGUGAAGCUGAUAAGUAUAUUUUCUGCUAUAUUUUAUACUGCAUAAAACAUGGCAGGAAGCUAGUUGGAUUAUGGAAGUAGUGUCUUUAAAUAUUACUUUUUUGGGUUUCUUUUUUUUAGUGGCCCCCAAGACAAAAGCCAGUUGCCUUUCAAAUGCUUGGAUGUCUGUUGCUUUGUUAUGGAUUACUGGAUCUAGAAAGAGUGUUGAACUAGCCAAAAAGAGGAAUCUAAUUAAGUGUGAAGAAGGACAAAUCAUGACCCAAUUUGGUGUUUAGAUUCUUUGUUUUCUGUUGUGAAUCUGAAACUGAAAUUUUGCUGCAUGUUCACAACUCAGACCUGUAAAAUGCAGAGCUGUCGGGCCUUUGAGCAGAUUUGGACAGAUGUACGUGGCAAGCCUGAAGCAGGCGUGGGGAGAAGGUAGUUUUCUGUUAUUUGUGAACUCAGAGUUACACCAGAUUUCCUUUCCUUAGCAGAGUCCUCUGUAAGUGUUAAGUUUUCAUGUGACAGACAAGUGCCCAAUUCAGACUGCAUGUUGCAUAUUUGUGUAUCGUUAUGCCUGAUGCAGCAACUAAUGGGAGGAAGUGAGAGAAAAGACAUCUUCUAAAAAGCAUAGGUUGAAGAUCCUUAACAUUAGACGCUCAAACCUGUGGAAUUCCUAAUGGUGUUACUAAAAAAAGACAGCCUGCUGGCCUACCCGAGUAAUUAGUUAAGUGUGUGUCUCUUAAGUCAAAGAAGUGGAAGGAAAGAGAGCUGAAUUUUUGCCUCUAGCCAGACAUUUUUUCACUGUUGUUUUAGCAUCACAUUAGGAUUUAUGUAAUGCAAAUUGUUUGGUUAUAGAUCAUGUUGCUUCUUGUUAGGCUGUCAUCGAUUGGGCUAAUUUGGAAGUGUGGCUGUCUUUCCAAUGAGAAACUGCAUCUGCAUUCCUGUUAAGAAAAUGCCAUAUGUCUAAAAUCCUGAUAUAUCCCUGUAAAAGCCUCUUAGAAGAAUUUGGCUGUAAUCCUAAAACAGGUGUGUGUCUUGAGUACAACAAAUUUCACAAAUUACACUUAAAUCAAUGAUGUGAUGAAACAGGGCCACUCAGGGAAGUGGAGAGUGUAACUGAGGAACAUUACAAAUUAAAUAUCUUAACGUAAGUGUUGAACUGCUGUAACUGUAGGAAUUGUAUUUGAUUUUGCUAAAACCAUUUAGGAAAUUGAUUGAAAACAUGUCAGUCAUAAACCACUGUUUUUUAAAAUGUGCACUUAAAAAUGUUAAUUGUUCUUUUAACUCCAGAGAAAGAAAACAGAAGUGUAAACUUCUAUUGUAUCCAAACUCUUGUAACGUGUUAAACUUGUGAAUCUUCUGUUUUCUUUGUUUUCUGCUUUGGCAUUAAACUUCUGCUUCUUUUUCCAGGA